CAAUUUUCCAAUUUAGAUCCCUUUUACGAUUGAAUUUGUAACCUGACAUGUCUAAAUUUUAUUUCUUCCUGGUUUCCUGUUAUUGGAUAUUCGAUUUGGUAUCACCAAUACCUACGUCUAACAGCACAAAUGUGACUAAAGUUAGUAGUCCCACUACAACUGGAAAUCCCGUGAUAACAAAGACAAUUGAAAACGCCAAUGACUCUAUAAAUGAAAUAGAUGAUAUACCAGACGAAGGAUGGGAGUAUGAAAAUACAACUGUUGUAGACACGCGAAGAAUCUUGUACAGCAAACGAGUUCCAAUCGGAAAAAGACCUUAUAUGAUUUAUUUGCAACUAACAAAAGAAUCAGCAAAAGCACACAAGUACAAAGGCUGGUUGUGUGGCGGUGUGAUACUGUCUAACUACUACGUAUUGACCUCUGCGGCCUGUGUGGAAGAUGCUGAACAUUUUUACAUCGUGUCGGGUACUACAAAAUUCGUAGAUAGCUUCGAUUAUAAAUCCGACAACUGUGUCUGUAAGCAUCGUCGUAAAGUCGUAUGGAAGUGCAUACCUAAAAACUACAAAUUCGACUUCCAAGACAGUAUUAAGUGGUCAUCUAAUGAUAUCGCAAUAGUGAAAGUUAAUAAGCCCUUCAAGUUCGGUGUGGUGGAGACGGGUUGCGAAUUCGCUACCGACCUUGUCUGUUACAACAACGUCAGCAGGGAACUGGAGAAGGCCGGAACUAAAGGAUACAUCGCCGGUUGGGGCAGCGGCAAUACUUUUAGAGAGGGAGUCUACCGUCGUCAAUCAGUGCACAUACCAGAGAACGCGAAAUACUUGCAAGAGGCCAAAGUAUGUGUAAUGGACAACGAGCAAUGCGCCAAGAAGUGGGCACAGAAAUUCCGCACCAUCAUCAACCAGUACAUGGUCUGCACCAAAGAUGUGAUGAGACGCAUCAGCGCGGUAUGCGAUAAAAAAUAUGCAAACUGCACAGACAUGGAGAACAGACGAAAUGUAGAUGUAGAUGAUGUAGCUAACAGUGAUAACUUCGCUAUCGACCUCGGCAGACAUCUGCGCGACCCCGACGACUAUACCGCUAGGAGGACCAGCUUGGGAGGAUUCUGUGAGAACGACCACGGGGGUCCAUUCAUAGUGAAGUAUAAAGGCAAGGAGCGUGUCAUCGGUGUGAUAUCUGCCUGCAAGAUAGACCCCAAGUCGCACAGCUGCCAUGGACCCUUCCUUUACACCUCCGUCUUCAAAAACAGGCAGUUCAUAUCGUGCGCCAUCACCAAGGAUAUAGAAGAAAAUUGUCGUCGUGUUUUCCGCUCAGGUAUUACUCACGAAGAAUGGUCGGUCAACUGGGAUAAUGUGGAUGAGGAUGACAACAGAGACGAAAGCGGAGAGGAUGAAUCAGAAGGAAGUAAACCUAAAGUCGUUAAUCGUAAAGACAAAAAAUUAAGCUCCGAUGAAUCCAGUGAUAGUGACGAUAGCAAAGAAUCAAGACAACAAAAGAAUAUAAGAGAAAGAAGCAAGAAGGAUGAGAAAGCGACGGAGCAGAAGAAAGAGACUAAGAAUAAGCAUACAAGCAAACACCCGAAAAAGACAAAGGAAGAAAGAAGAAAGUCAAAACAUAGCAAAUCUAGUAACAGACAGAAUAAAGACGAUACAUUCUAUGAAUCCAGUCGUGAUGAUAAUGUCAAUGAUCCUGAAGAUCUUUGAAAGAAAUAAA
Papilio machaon (common yellow swallowtail) is the source of this 1710-nucleotide messenger RNA. RefSeq lists its product as uncharacterized. The transcript has 11 exons. The record is from RefSeq and is a predicted model, not a curated record. Bases 48 to 1700 code for a protein of 550 amino acids. Gene Ontology annotation, molecular function: serine-type endopeptidase activity. Gene Ontology annotation, biological process: proteolysis. Lineage: Eukaryota; Metazoa; Arthropoda; Insecta; Lepidoptera; Papilionidae.